Molecule: messenger RNA, 1336 nt
Organism: Pangasianodon hypophthalmus (striped catfish)
Lineage: Eukaryota; Metazoa; Chordata; Actinopteri; Siluriformes; Pangasiidae
Gene: il21
Product: interleukin 21
Exons: 7
Coding region: 350-712 (120 amino acids)
Biological process (GO): immune response
Cellular component (GO): extracellular region
Molecular function (GO): cytokine receptor binding
Source: RefSeq, a predicted model, not a curated record
GUGUGCUCGCAAACACACACACGGACCUGCUGCUGAUUCAGAAUGAGAAGAGGAACCGAGAGCACUUCGUAGUUUCCUGCCAAGUGUGCAGAAAGUCUAGGUCAGGUUCACACACACACACACACACGCAAGUACACACAAGGUACACACACGAAAAAAAAAAACUCUCGCAUCCGUACAUCCCCCGCGCAAACGAUUCUCUGUCGAUGACAGUCGUAACGGAGUCAAUGGAAAAGAAAAAUUCAUUAGUCACUGUUUGUCCCUGAAUUUUUCCAACGUCAACGAUCCAACGAUUCCAACGAUCCUAUAUAAAGCAGCAUGCUGGGCUCAAAUUAACUCUCAUAAGGAUAUGAAAACUGAAAAACUGCUCCAACAAGCCAUCACUCACCUCAGAUCACUUAUUCUCAAAGAAAAGGACAAUGACAUGUUUCUCCAUUCACCAACAAAUGACAUCAAGGAGUGCUGCUCUCAGUCUGCUUUCGAGUGCUUCAGGAAAGAGCUUAACUCCACCAUCCAUAGGAAUCUACUGAAGAUGAAAUUGGCCAGAAAUCUGGGCAAGCCCACCAUCAUGAAUAGCAUGAGCACCUGCACUGAGGAAGAAAUAAAGAAAGUCCAGUGCAUGUCCUGUGACUCCUACCCGAUGGUCAGCAGCAAACAAUUUCUGAUUAAUUUACAGUCCCGUCUGCAGAAGGCUUACAGUCGCCUUUCAUAAAAUACAAGUAUGAUGAUGACGACGACGUGAAUGUGUGGACGACACUACCUCAUGAAACCCUGGUGUAAAGCACUCUGGAUCAACCCAUCUAUUUAUUGCCUAUUUAUUUGUAUUUUUUCUUUUUGUAUUACAAUAGACUGAGAAAUGCCCUAAUAUUUCUAGAAUUUCUGAUAUGUUGGCAGUGUGUUUAGCAGUUUUCUUACUGCUAAUUUAGAUUAAUACUGUGUUCACAUUGCGGGUAAAUGUAUUGUAAUGUACAUAUAUACUGCAAUGUAUAGUAUUAACAAUUAUAAACCAGUACAAGAGAGAAGACUCAGAACAAGACCUGCUGCUAUAGCACCUCCUAAUGUAUGGGCAAACUAAUUACAGUUUUGUACUUGCAUGCUCACUUCUCCCAAGACAUCAAAAAAAGUUUGUUUUACACUGUCAACUGAAGAAUCUUCAAGACUGAGAUAACCAAUUAUGUCUCAUACUGAGACCUUAUGUAUUACAUAGUUACCCUGUUGUACUUAAUGCAUUUUUCUAUUGUUUUCUAUUUAUUUACUAUUAAAAGUAUUUUGCUGAAAUCAUAACUGUGGAUCUUGGUAAUUUCUCUCACAAAACCCCUAACAAGUUACAAGUAUA